CAAUACUUAGCAAGUAAUUAACCAAGCUAAUUAAGAUUCACCUGAUUCCUAUUUCCUAUAUAUCAUCUCACUCCUUCCCUUACAAUCUCCACUACCAUCACACUAGUCUACUAAAUCCUAGUUUCCUUUAUCAGUCUUUCUCUUUGUAACACCAACAAAGAGAGAUGGAGUCCUCAUCAACACCAAAAUUCUAUGCUUACAUAAUCAUUUGCAUGCUCUUCAUCUCUUCAGCCACACCAAUUCUUGGUUGUGGCUAUUGUGGUGGAGGAAAACCACCUAAAAAACACAAACCAGUUAAAAAACCAAUUGUGAAACCACCAGUGACAACUCCAACUCCACCCAUCACAGUCCCUCCAACUUUACCUAUUCCACCAAUUGUGAAACCACCAAUUUCAAUACCACCAAUAACAAUUCCACCAACUUUGCCUAUUCCUCCAAUUGUGAAACCACCAAUAGCAAUUCCACCAACUUUGCCUAUUCCUCCAAUUGUACCAACUUUGCCACUACCUCCAAUUGUGAAACCACCAAUAACAAUUCCACCAAGUUUACCAAUCCCUCCAAUUCCAGGACUCCCUCCAAUUCCAGGAAUCCCUCCAGUUCUUAACCCACCAAGCAAAGGAGGAAGCACACCUUCUUCUCCAAAAAGUCCUUGUCCACCAUCAACAACACCUUCAACAAACACAUGUCCAAUUAACACUUUGAAAUUAGGUGCUUGUGUUGAUUUACUAGGUGGAUUGGUUCACAUUGGUGUUGGUGACCCUGUUGUCAAUCAAUGUUGUCCUGUUCUUCAAGGACUUGUUGAACUUGAAGCUGCUGCUUGUCUUUGCACUACUCUUAAGCUUAAGCUUCUUAACCUUAACAUUUAUGUUCCACUUGCUCUUCAGCUUCUUUUGGCUUGUGGAAAAACUCCUCCUCCUGGUUACACUUGUUCUCUCUAAAAAACCAGUGAAUGAAUGGAUUGAGGAAUAUAUGGUCGAAAUUGACAUGAGAGGAUGUCGAGCCAUGCAAUCUAUUUCUCUCUCUCUCUCUUGAUUGGAAUUGCUGUUGUUUGUUUGGUUUUUAAUUAUUUGUAAAACCAUUUGAUUUUAAUUGAGAUUGUUGCAUGUAUGUUUAAUCCUAGGCAAGUAAAGUUGCAGCAAACAUGCUUCUAUGUAACCUUUUAAAAUUAUUCAUUUUAUUUGUGUUUUUUAUGGUAUUAGAUUCGUAUUAUUAUGCUCUAUUAUAAAAACUCUGUGAUUUUCUGUA
This is a messenger RNA of Cicer arietinum (chickpea), 1245 nucleotides long. RefSeq lists its product as uncharacterized. NCBI's taxonomy places the organism in Eukaryota, Viridiplantae, Streptophyta, Magnoliopsida, Fabales, Fabaceae. The record is from RefSeq and is a predicted model, not a curated record.